GGGGCUGUUAGCUUCCUCACUGUUAUUUCCUCCUGAUCUCUCUCCUUAGAGAAACUGCAGUCUUUAAUGACUUUCUGGUGGCUGGUAGCCUUCUUUUAUUUCUGCUAAAUGUAUGAAAAUGUAUGCAAAUUUAAAUCAAGCUUAACCUGGGAGCUCUUGCAAUAUAUUUAAUGGAAUUUCAAACCAAUAAGGGGACUCCAAUGCAGUCUUCUAAUGGCAAAUAUAAUUACGCAGCUAGGUAACCUCUGAAAUAUGCAGAGACGUAUUUCUUUUUUCUUUUUUUUUUCAACUCGGUGAAAACCUGUCGAGAUUCUUAAAGACCUACGUGCAAGAUUUCUCAGUGUUUUCAUGAACCACAGACAAUAUUUUAGGAGCAAACUGGGAAUAGAGCUCUCGUUUUUUCAACAUUCUAGGAAUAAAAUAUAUUGAAAUGUUUUAUGCAGCUAUGAAAAAUCUUUGCCAUUUAUUAAUGAAGCCGUUUGUAGACAUAUUUCCUAUAUAUUGUGUAUAUAAUCAUUUACAUAUAGUGUAAAUUGUAAAUUAACCGAAUAAUAAAAAAAAAGUAAAACAAACAACUGCGCUUCUAGAACCUUUUUCUACAGUAAGUUUUCUAAAGAAAUACAUUGAUAAUAGACAAUCACUUUCUUAAAUGAAGAAUGACAGAUACAAGUUUAUGUUAGUUAAAUGUAUGCGAGGAUAAAAACGGGAUAAUGACAGCACCUAUAAAAGAGUGGUUUAUCUACAGUAAAUAUGAUGUGCAUAUUAGGCAAGAUCUCUGCGCUACAAAAUCAGCAAAUGAGUGGAUUCACUUCCUGUUUUGUGUCGUUUUACUUCACAAACGCUCGGGUAUCGUUGGGAUUUAAGAGGCCUCCCACUUAACCAGUGGCUGUGACACACCAGCGAGGCGGUGAGCCUCGUUUCGAUUGGCCGUCGCGGCUGCCAGUCAUUUCGCAGUCUGCCGCUUUGGCUUCAGAGUCUAGGAGAUGUCAAAGGCUGAAGCUGCUCCCUUAGCCACAUUAUAACUAGUAGGGGGGAUCUCUAGUAAGCAAUGGCCACAGCUGCUUCGAAUCCCUACAGCAUUCUUAGCUCGACUUCCAUGGUCCACCCGGACGCCUCGGUCAUGCAACACGGGGGGAGCCCUUUCCGAAACCACCAGAAACUGCUCCAAAGCGACUACCUGCAGGGUGUGCAGAGCAAUGGACACCCGAUCGGGCACCAGUGGGUGAGCAGCUUAGCCGAGGGCAACCCAUGGUCAGCGGCACUCGAGCAGCAGGACGUAAAGCCGGGACGGGAAGACCUUCAGCUCGGGGCGAUCAUCCAUCACCGUUCGACGGCGCAUGUGGCGCACCACUCGCCCCACACGAAUCAUCAUGCGGGCGCAUGGGGCACGCCCGCGUCUCACAACUCGUCAUCUAUCAACCUGUACUCGCAAACGGGUUUCUCUGUUAACGGCAUGCACGGCGGUUUAACGCCGCCGCCGCCGCCACCGAGCUCCGCUCCGAACCAGAGUGUCCAUCCUGGACUACGCGAAACGCCUGAGCCUGGCGAGCUGGGGACACACCACUGCCACGACCACUCGGAUGAGGAGACGCCGACGUCCGACGAGCUCGAGCAGUUCGCCAAACAGUUCAAACAGCGCCGGAUCAAACUGGGCUUCACGCAGGCCGACGUCGGGUUGGCACUCGGCACGCUUUACGGCAACGUGUUCUCGCAGACCACGAUCUGUCGCUUUGAGGCUUUGCAGCUCAGCUUUAAAAACAUGUGCAAGCUCAAACCGCUGCUGAACAAGUGGCUCGAGGAGGCCGACUCGUCCACGGGCAGCCCGAGUAGCAUCGAUAAGAUCGCCGCGCAGGGCAGAAAGCGCAAGAAACGGACGUCGAUCGAGGUGAGCGUCAAAGGCGUGCUCGAAACCCACUUCUUGAAGUGCCCCAAACCAGCGGCGCAGGAGAUCUUGUCUCUGGCGGACAGCCUGCAGCUGGAAAAGGAGGUGGUGCGCGUUUGGUUUUGCAAUCGACGGCAGAAAGAAAAGCGUAUGACGCCGCCGGGAGAGCAGCAAGGACACGAGGUUUACUCUCACACCGUGAACGCGGACAGCUCGUCCUGCCGUGAUCUCUGACCAAGAGCGCACUCGCAAAACGGAAAUCUUGGCUUUUCAUUUUUUAUUUUUUUACUGCGGCUCCUACUUCUCUUCCCAACUCUCGACCUUUUUUCACUUUCCUACUCCUUUAAUGACAAGGAGCGAAAUGACGCGAGCCCGAAAAACAAUAAAAAUGAGAUGUUGCCCUUCAA
This is a messenger RNA of Silurus meridionalis, 2289 nucleotides long. Its product is annotated as POU domain, class 3, transcription factor 4-like. Gene Ontology annotation, cellular component: nucleus. Gene Ontology annotation, molecular function: RNA polymerase II cis-regulatory region sequence-specific DNA binding; DNA-binding transcription factor activity, RNA polymerase II-specific. The transcript has a single exon. Gene Ontology annotation, biological process: regulation of transcription by RNA polymerase II; brain development. NCBI's taxonomy places the organism in Eukaryota, Metazoa, Chordata, Actinopteri, Siluriformes, Siluridae. The record is from RefSeq and is a predicted model, not a curated record. The coding region runs from base 1049 to 2116 and encodes 355 amino acids.